This is a messenger RNA of Aspergillus steynii IBT 23096, 822 nucleotides long. RefSeq lists its product as uncharacterized. Lineage: Eukaryota; Fungi; Ascomycota; Eurotiomycetes; Eurotiales; Aspergillaceae. Bases 1 to 822 code for a protein of 273 amino acids. The record is from RefSeq and is a predicted model, not a curated record. The transcript has 2 exons.
AUGCAAGUUCUUCUCCUCGGUGGUCACGGCAAAGUCGCCUUGCGAUUGACCCCGCUGCUACUCAACCGCGCCUGGAACGUCACCAGCGUGAUCCGCAACCCGGACCAUGAACCCGAGAUCCUUGCGUUGGGCAAGGGCACCAAGGGCAAACUCAACGUCCUGAUCUCCAGCCUGGACGAUGUCAAGAGCGACGCCGACGCAAAGAAGAUCCUGGACGCCGUGUCCCCGGAUUAUGUCGUGUGGUCUGCCGGCGCUGGCGGAAAAGGCGGUCCGGAACGGACCUUCGCGAUAGACGAACGAGCCGCCAAACACUUCCUCUCGGCAUCCUUCGCCUCGCCGCGCGUCACCAAGUUCCUGAUGGUCUCCUGGCUCGGCAGCCGGCGGGUGCAUCCCAGCUGGAUGGCCGACUCGGACUGGGCCGGCGUCCAGAACGUCUUUAACAACGUGCUCCCCGCCUACGCCAAAGCCAAGCUUGAGGCUGACGAGUACAUGACUGCGCUGGCGGCGCGGCGCAAGACCCAGGUGCGCGACGGCACGGCGAGCCCGCUCCAGGCUAUCAACCUGCGUCCCGGGACGUUGACGGACGAGCCGGCGACCGGGAAGGUCGAGUUGGGGACGACGCCCGGCCGCAGUAAGGUGACGAGGGAGGACGUGGCCAUCGUGGCGGAUCGGCUGUUGGCGCGCGCCGACACCGACGGCUGGUAUGACCUGGUGAACGGGGAUGAGCCCAUCGACGAAGCGGUGGAGCGUGUGGUCAGGGACAAGGUGGAUGCGGUGGAGGGAGAGGAUGUCGAUGGUAUGGUGAAGCGCUUCUUUCCUUGA